Colletotrichum costaricense is the source of this 279-nucleotide messenger RNA. RefSeq lists its product as uncharacterized. The transcript is spliced from 2 exons. The record is from RefSeq and is a predicted model, not a curated record. NCBI's taxonomy places the organism in Eukaryota, Fungi, Ascomycota, Sordariomycetes, Glomerellales, Glomerellaceae. Bases 1 to 279 code for a protein of 92 amino acids.
AUGUGGAAGGUAUCCUGUCUCAUCAUCAUCGUGUUUAUACCUUGGAUCGGGCUUUUUUUCUUGUUCUUUGCAUAUGUUGGAAGACCAUUGCGGGCUAUAUCGACCAUGACUUACGGACGGAAGAAGAUAUGCAUUCUGGGGUUUACAGUUUCGUUUCUUGCUGGAGUUCACUUUGUUGCCCGAGUUUUCAUCGUUGUUGAGGCUUUCAUCAGUCUUAGGCAGGUCCCUAUCGGUGUCUACUCGAUGCCGUCUUGGAUCCAGAUGAUUCCUCACCUUUGA